AUGGCCCGGGCUCUGAAAAUGACUGUUGCCGUUAGGCUGACGAGCCGGCCCUCGCACAGCCCUGUCUCGGAUCUCGGUAACGAAAACUGAACGCGCUCCUGACGUUUCUGAGAAAUUCCAGAGACGCUCCAACACGUCCGGACAAGUUUUUUUUUACAUCAUAUUCUCGAAAUAACCACAUUUCAAACAUUUAGGGCGAAUGGACUCUGCUCUGCCAGAAUGGCGCACGGUGCGGUCUAGCCUUGAGCACUUCGGUGCGCAACUUGGGCCUGCACCGUGCAACAUCGGUGAUUUUUUGGUGCCACACGGGUGUAUAGGUGUCAAAACAGUGCUUUUUGUGUGCUGCCCCAGUACGGCAACAAAAAAUCACCGAUAUUGCACGGUGCAGGCUCAAGUUACGCACCGAAGUGCUCAAGGCUAG
Caenorhabditis auriculariae is the source of this 421-nucleotide messenger RNA. NCBI's taxonomy places the organism in Eukaryota, Metazoa, Nematoda, Chromadorea, Rhabditida, Rhabditidae. The record is from the annotation of a GenBank genome assembly.